Kockovaella imperatae is the source of this 4330-nucleotide messenger RNA. RefSeq lists its product as hypothetical. Gene Ontology annotation, molecular function: four-way junction DNA binding; four-way junction helicase activity; ATP binding. Bases 140 to 4147 code for a protein of 1335 amino acids. The transcript is spliced from 14 exons. The record is from RefSeq and is a predicted model, not a curated record. Gene Ontology annotation, biological process: interstrand cross-link repair; double-strand break repair via synthesis-dependent strand annealing; replication fork reversal. Lineage: Eukaryota; Fungi; Basidiomycota; Tremellomycetes; Tremellales; Cuniculitremaceae.
CAUUAACUGGAUAGUAGCCACUGAGAUCUUGUUGGACUUGGGAUCCACGAGGCUGGGAAAGAACCUAGCUAGCUAGGCUCAUGGCCGCUUCUUGUCCGCCAUCUCUUUGCGCGAAUCGCGUGAAGUCUUGGCUGACAACAUGUCCGAUGUCGACUUUGACGACGAUGAUUUCUUGAUGGAUGAUUCAUUCUUGCGCGAGGUCGAUACGAUAGAGGCGAAAGCCAUUGACCCUAUUCAUCCUUCUAAACAAUUGAAUGGUGGAGCUUCGAAAGGAUGGAGUGGACCUCGAAACAAUGUGGCUUCGGGCUCGAGGACUCGUCCAGCUGGACCAACUCCUUCAACGCGUGCCGAGGCUAUCAUUCCAUCCUCAGACGAUUUCGAUGAUUUCUCCAUGGAUACAGAUGCUCUGCUGGCGUUGGAUCUCCCUCAAGCCCCUUCUUCACGGCCGAACUUGUCGUCGAAGCUAGGUCAAGCUUCGCUGGCUCCUCCCGCCCUCAAUGGUGCACUGGCUAUCCCAUCUUCGCGUUUAGGAAUGAGACGGUCGAACAGCUCGACGAGUAAAGACAACUUGUUCCAGGUUCACCUGAACUUCCGACGUGCCGAUCAGACGACAAAAGGCAAAAGAUGGGAUAGAACGGUAUUUGCAGAGAGCGGACGAAGAAUAGAUGCUGAGAGAGCAAAGAAAAAGGGCAAAUACAAGGCUCGGAAUUGGGCAAAGGAGGAUGAUGACGAUGAGGAUCUGGACGAUGAUGAUGAUGAAGACGAUGAACCACUAGUACCGGGACCUAGGCCUCUAGUCGAUACGAGUGCUCCUUACGGUCCUCAGAAACACAUGCCACACCCUACUACCAUGGAGAAUUAUAUCUACCCCACGAAUAAGCCCAAGCGGGACUAUCAGUGGGAUAUCAUUCGGGCUUGCUUUACCGAUAAUUGCCUAGUUGCGUUGCCGACUGGUCUUGGAAAGACCUUCGUUGCAGGUGUCGUGAUGCUCAAUUUCUACCGAUGGUUCCCGACUGGGAAGAUUGUCUUUUUGGCUCCUACAAAGCCGCUUGUCAACCAACAGAUUGAGGCUUGUCAGAUGACCUGUGGGAUUCCCAGCUCUGCCGCAGCUGUGAUGACAGGUCAAAGUGUGCCGGCAAGGGAGCGGGUCAAGUUAUGGGCCGACCGGAGGGUGUUCUACUGCACACCACAGACUCUGGACAACGAUCUGAAAACAGGCGCCAUCGACCCAAGGGAUAUCGUUCUUGUCGUCUUUGACGAGGCUCAUAAGGCUUCGGGAUCAUAUGCCUACACUACCAUCCUCGCCUAUAUCACUGCCCAGAAUCCAUACUUUAGAGUUCUGGCCCUGACUGCCACGCCCGGUGCAGACGUUCCGCGCGUCCAAGCUGUCGUCGAUGCCUUGCACAUCAGUCGGAUAGAAAUCAGAGAGGCAGAAGAGCCAGAGAUCAGAAAAUAUAUGAAUGAGAAGCGGACUGAAAAGCAUACUGUUUUCAUGGGCGAAGUCAUCGAGGGAUUUAGGGAUCGUUGGGCAGCGCUGAUGCGUCCCUACGUCCAAAAGCUAGUCGACAAGGACAUCCUGAACGAACGGGAUCUUGAUGUCAAGCGGCUCAAGCCAUUCCGAUUGACUGCAAAGCGAAUGGAGAUCGCAAGAGACCGCCAUUCGUCAUUGAAAUGGUGCUUCGGAUCGUUGCAGGCACUCGAGAAGAUGGCUCGUGCCAUGGGACAUCUGCUCGAAUUCUCCUUGGGCAUGUUUCACACCACCUUGCAAGAUAUUGCCGGUGGAGUCAAUGCCAAUGGGAAGAAAGCAUCCACCAAGGGCAACUCGAACGCAUUGCGGAAUAAUUACGAGUUUACCAGACUGUUGCGCGACGUCGAUGCCGAGAUGAACAGCAUUCGGAUUGGUCAGCGAGGCAAGACCAGAGCAGAUCGACAUCCGAAAAUGGUCAAGACCCUGGAACUGCUGAUUCAUCACUUCACUGAAGCUCAAGAGGAUGAAGAGGUCCAUGGAGUCAAGAACGAUACUAGGGCUAUGGUGUUUUGCUCCUUUCGAGAAUGUGUCAUGGAGAUUGUGGAAAUGCUGAAUGACCAUCCUGGGCUGUUGCGAGCUACGAAAUUCGUCGGCCAGUCACAAGGUAAACAGGAAGCAGAUAAGGGUUUCAACCAGAAAGAGCAGAAGAAAACUAUCGCCGACUUCAAGGAGGGCAAAUUCAAUGUCCUUGUGUCCACAUCGAUUGGUGAAGAAGGGCUCGACAUCGGUGAAGUCGAUUUCGUCGUCAUCUAUGACAUGCCGAAGCAGUCUAUCAAACUGCUUCAGCGGAUCGGUCGAACCGGGCGAAAGAGGGACGGCAAAGUUCACGUCCUCAUGUCAGAAGAGAGAGAAGACGCCAAUUGGGACAAGGCCCAAAGAAGCCAUCGAGACAUUCAAGAGGAGAUUCUCCACUCGCGAAAUCUCGAGCUGUUUGAGGAUGUUGAACGAUUGCUGCCAGGUCCGGAACUCCCAGAGUGUCUGGAACAACUCAUGCCUGUCGACCCAUGGGACCCAGAAGAUCAAAAGUUGAAGAGAAAACUGCCAUCUGCCUCCAAGGAGAGGACCUCGCCGGCCAAGAAGAAGCACCGAGGUCAUGAGAUCCCUGAAGGUGGCCACGAGGGUUUCAGAUCCGUAGCGGAGCUCUUGAAGGAAUCUGGAAAGGCCGGGAAAAUAGAGGUCACCGUCAACGGGAUGACGAGGGGUAAAAUCCCCACCAAGAGAUCUGAUGCGCCGGUUGCACCGUCCGCGGACGACUCAGAUGAAGAUGUCGAGGAGAACCAUGAGCUCCUGUACGGUGCGGUCAAGCCCAAAGUCACGUCUCAGUCACGGAGGACUGCAGCGAAAGUCAAGAAAGCUGGACCCAGAGGUGCUGUCAGGAAGAGCAAUUCGUCUCGUACUACUCAGCGAGAUGCCAGUAUCGAUAGGCUGGACGAGGAAGAGAAAUCAAGGAAGGCCAAACGAGACGAGCUGAAUCGAUCAGCAUUGGACUUUUUCAACGUUGACCCGUCGUCUGCAUUUCAUCGGCGCGAUUGUUCACCUCUGUUCGCUAGUCCGCCAAAUUCCCCACUCUUUACCCCCAAUGAGAAUCGGACCAAGGCUGUCGCCCAUGGUUCACCUGAUGUUGAGUCUUCCCCGGUUAUUCCGCUGGCCAAGCAGAGGCGACACGCUAGCGAGGCAGGAUCUGAACUCGCUCGCCCGCAGAAUGCAGGGACAAGACUGCCCUCCAGUCUCGCUGCUGCUGCUGGUUUCAGCCAAAUCGAUGCGAUCGAUCUGAGCUGGGACAACGAUGAAGACGAAGCAAUUUGCCAAACCGUGGCCUCAGGUUUGCCUCGUGGAGCGAUUCUGCCUCCCUCCUCGCCUGAUGUCCCGACUGAAAUGGCUCUUCCUCAAUCAUCUCGUCAAUCCGAGACACUCGUUGCUCAUCCUCGCCGACGUAUAAUGGGCAUCUCUCGGCCGAAACCAACUCAAACGAAGAGUAUGGACAUCAUGCCUCCUCCGCCUAUCCCGAAAUCCUCACCCGAUACUUCUCCUGUGGACCCCACUCAAGUUAUUCGUAGGCCCGGCGCUCGUCGCCGGGCUCCAAUUGUGCAUUCUUCCGAUUCCUUGAGAGAACAGGACUCGCCGUUCGUCCCUGCUACUCAUGUUCGGAGACCGCCAGCACUGAAUCGAUCGCCUGAGCAUGGCCCGUCCAGUCCGAUUCGUCGACCCGGACGGCGUCUUCCGGAUCGUGCGCACGCGGCUCAAGUAAAGGGCUAUCUCGACGUUGACGCAGAAGUGUCUGGGUCAGAUUCGUCAGACGAACCAUCCACAGAUGAAGAGACGGAAUCUGAUCGCCUUUUCGCGGGGCAAGACUUUGCCCCUACUCAAGCUCCAAAAGGAUACAAUCAACGUGCUGUAUACGCUGCUGGCCUUUCUACUCAAGCUGCACCGCGUGCAGGUCUACAGUUCAAGACUAGAGGUGACAAGAAUGCGUUCAUGGCCAAGGCGAGGAAGCCCGUCCUUGUCACGGAUGACGAGAGGAGUGAUCUGAGUGAGAACGAGUACGAGCUAGGCAGCUUUGUGUGCAACGACGAGGAUGUUUCGUUUAACACACAGAGCGACCCAAUGUCCGGCCGGUGAUACCCACACUUGGACGCACAACCGGUGCCUUCUCAUGAAAACAGAAUCCUGUAUCACAGUACCUUGGAGGCUCUCAUACGUGCUCCUGGCGAGCUGAAUAGAGAAGGAUGCUCCGAUGUGAUCUAAUGCAAAGAGGGGAUCUUUGGAGAAACCUGGACGUAGCCUUUUGCUGAAGUUAAUACU